AUGACAGCCCCAUUACGGCCAGAAGAACAGGAAAAGCAGCUCCGCGACAAGUGCUACAAGCUACUUCAUACAGAAGCCAAGCUCCUACAACGGUGGAAAGAGGAGGAUGCGCGACACGAGGCUCGUAAAGCCGAUCUGCAAGUACAGAAAGACAACACCGUCAACGAGCUGAACCAAUACGCUCAGGUCGCCUGCCGCAACCUCUGCGACAAGAUCUUCAAAGUCUGUCCACGCGAGAUACGCGACUACAUCUACGCAUACCUCCUGCCCAACUCCCCGGUCGUCCUAGAGCAUUGCGACCAUCGCGAUUGCGAUAGCAAGCCCUGCGCCAAGGGAAGCGAAACGCUGUAUUACUUCGUUGAACCCUACAGUCAUCUUUUUAAAACCGCAUACGUCAUUCCAGAAUUCUCCAUAGAGCUACUCGAAAAGUACUAUCGCACAUCCACAUUCGACCUACGAGACCAAUUUGCAAGGCUAGGCGCCUUCCGGAGCUUGGAUAGAGGAAACCUUGGUGUCAUACCAGCCAACUACAUCCUCAACGUUUCCUUGUGCAUACAAUGCGACAAGUACGACUUCGACGGGGUAACGGCACCGUUGGCCAGCCUGCAUAGGAACUAUGCCCUCAAACCCCGUCGAGCGCUGCUCGCAGACCUCGAAGCACUAUUCGGUUUCAAGGCUGGCACUAAGAUCGAUUUACACCUCCACGUAAACCGUGACUGGUUGUUGAAUGCGCACGUGGCCGAAUACUGGGAAUGCGACACCGUCAUUCCAGUCAUCCUGCCGACGCUGCGUAGGCUAGCUGCUGCUGGUACAAAGGCUAAGUUGUGUUUUGAUCAUUUUGGGUGGGGGGUGACUAUUGAUCAUGGAGACGUCACGAUGGAGGAGAUCAAGAGCGGUUUGUCGAAGAAGAUUGGCAAAUGA
Alternaria metachromatica is the source of this 921-nucleotide messenger RNA. RefSeq lists its product as uncharacterized. Lineage: Eukaryota; Fungi; Ascomycota; Dothideomycetes; Pleosporales; Pleosporaceae. The record is from RefSeq and is a predicted model, not a curated record. The coding region runs from base 1 to 921 and encodes 306 amino acids. The transcript is spliced from 2 exons.